AUGGAUGCUUUGAUCCCGUUAACACUGUUGAAUUUUGACGAUUACAAAUACGCUAAACUGUUCAAUACUUCCAAUUUUAUUGUCCAAAACGUUGAUCAGUUUAGAACUCCCGCCACUGAUUACUUUAAUGAAAAUGGAAAGUUUGUGGACGAACUACGUUGGGAUUUGGACGGAAGAUAUAGCGCAGAGUUGUAUUCAGAGCGCACAGUAGAUCUGGUUAACAAACUCACACCUCAGGAGGACCCUUUCUUCAUCUACUUAGCUUAUCAGAGUGUUCAUGGUCCGCACAUGGUUCCUCAAAGAUACAUCGACCAAUACUCAUCCCAUAUCAUGGAUGAAAAUAAAAAAGUAUUCGCUGCAAUGGUGAGCGCUAUGGACGAAGGAAUUGGGAACAUUACCAAAGCAUUAGAGAGCACAGGUUUGGCAGACAACACAAUUAUUGUAUUCAGUUCAGACAAUGGUGGCAAUGUGAACUGUGUACAUGAUCCAGAAGUAACAUCGAGCAAUUAUCCUUACAGAGGCGGUAAACGGGCUCUUUAUGAGGGUGGCGUUAGGUCCCCUUCAUUCAUAUGGGGUAGAAACAGGUUAGCUCCUUCCAAGUCUGACGCCAUGAUACAUGUCACUGACUGGCUGCCAACUUUCUGGUCACUGGCUAGUCUCCAAGGCAAAUUGAACCCUAAUAAUCCAAUCAAAACAAAACCACUCGAUGGAAUUGAUCAAUGGCUGGCUAUUUCAGAGAACUUGCCAUCUAACAGAACCGAAUUUGUUAUAAACAUUGACCCCAAACCAGUGGCUUGCGGUCAUAGAGUGCCACAUGCAGGACUGAGAUGGAAGGAGUGGAAGCUUAUCAUUGGUGCUGGUGGUCCUCCGAACGGUUGGUAUCCAGCUCCAGAACUAACUGACAUUGAGAAAAACUGUGGACAUCACGACAGCUACAUUGAGUUAUACAACAUCAUUGAGGAUCCAUCAGAAACAAGGAAUGUGUCAGACAAGUUUCCAAACAUUGUCCAGAUGCUUACAGAGAAGAUAAAGGCUUACAAUGCAACAGCGGUGCCGAUAGGAAACAAACUAUAUGAUCCAGCUUCUGAUCCAAAACACUUCAAUUACACUUGGAUGCCUUGGCUGGAUUUUUUUGCUGAAGUCCCGGAGACAUAA
This is a messenger RNA of Bolinopsis microptera, 1155 nucleotides long. Its product is annotated as arylsulfatase B-like. The transcript is spliced from 2 exons. The record is from RefSeq and is a predicted model, not a curated record. The coding region runs from base 1 to 1155 and encodes 384 amino acids. NCBI's taxonomy places the organism in Eukaryota, Metazoa, Ctenophora, Tentaculata, Lobata, Bolinopsidae.